Messenger RNA from Gamsiella multidivaricata, 760 nucleotides. RefSeq lists its product as uncharacterized. NCBI's taxonomy places the organism in Eukaryota, Fungi, Mortierellomycota, Mortierellomycetes, Mortierellales, Mortierellaceae. The transcript has a single exon. The coding region runs from base 115 to 645 and encodes 176 amino acids. The record is from RefSeq and is a predicted model, not a curated record.
GUUUCUUGACCGCCUACUCCACAAUCCCUUGUCUUUCUUACUCCAAUUCUCUCAGCCUCUCAACCUUCUCCACUCCUACACGCCACAACCCACCCCCACAAACGAACCAACAAAAUGCUCUUCACAAAGUCUUUCGUCGCCGCCACUUUCCUCGCCGUCCUCUCGGUCGCUUCGGCUGGCAAGUCUAGCACCAAGGCCGUCAAGGGCCAGACCGGCGUCAUCACCAACGCCAAGGAUUUCUGCCUCUUCCUUCCCCCCAUGUAUGGCGGUGGUAUCUCCGAGAACGAGGACCGCGCCGUUGCCUUCUGCACCAAGCCCAACAUGACUGGCGCGCCCAACGCUGGAGUCCUCCCCGCUGGAUUCAUCAAGACCGCCCACUUUGUCCGCAACACUGCUGCCGACUGGGUCCAGGUCACUGGACGCAUGAAUGGUAAGACCUACGGUCUCUCCAAGAAGGACGGUGGCGGACAGUACGACAUCAAGGCCCCCGUCGGCUCCAAGUGCUCCGGCUACAAGUACUUUGUUGAGUUGGUCGAGCCCGAUCAGGACAUCUACUGCAUCCGCUGCUGCAAGACCAAGUCUGACUGCCCCGUCAACAAGUCGACCUACGGAUGCAAGAAGGUCCUCGGCGGCAACUACGCUUAAGCUGCUUUCGCUUUACUAGACCGCGUAACAAUAUCACACCAUCAUAUGCCACCACCCUCCAUACAAUAGAGAGACCCCCACACCGUACCUGACGUACAUUUUAGACAAAUUCCCA